Molecule: messenger RNA, 2020 nt
Organism: Suricata suricatta (meerkat)
Lineage: Eukaryota; Metazoa; Chordata; Mammalia; Carnivora; Herpestidae
Gene: RSPH3
Product: radial spoke head 3
Cellular component (GO): cilium
Source: RefSeq, a predicted model, not a curated record
AUGGCAAAGGCUGCCCUCAAAUCGGGACAGCACUUGGCUGAACUGAAGGAGUCAAUGCACCUGCAACGGCGCGGCGGGAGCAGAAACAGCCGAGGGCGCCCUUGGAACGAGAGCACUUGGGCCCGGGAGAAUGGCGUCGAAAAGCCAGACCCCAAAGUGGGGACGAGAACCGCCGCGGUGCCUGCCAAGACCCUCGGAAACGUCCUGCCCGACUCGCCCGUGAGAGCGCCCCUAACCGGCAGACGCACCUUCCGGGGAGGCGCAGGCGUGGCGAGGCAGGAACCGGAAGUUCCCCGGAGGCCCAGCCUUCCCGCCAAACCCGCCGGCCGGAACUGCCAGGUGGUCCCGCCCCCGGGCGGAACUCCGGGUUGCCAGGCAACCGCUGUGGGCGCCGCUGGCUGGCUCCAGGUUCCCUGGAACCAGCCGGGUGUAGCUCUCACCACCUGUCCCGUCAACCUCCCUUCCCGCCCGCCUUCCUUCUUGCGGCCCCCUGCGUCGGGGAAUCCCUGCCCUUGGCACCACGUACACCUCUCCAGCUCCCAAGACCGCUUAGCGCCCCCCUGCUUGAAAGCCAGUGUCCACGCGAAGCGACCUGGCCCCGGGCUUGGGGCCACACUGACGACCAUGGGCACCUACACCUACACCUACACCAGCCGGCCCCGGGCCCUACCCUGCCAGCGCCGCCGUUACCGGGACAACCUGAUGCAGCUCCCCGAGGAACCUGUGCAUUAUGGAAACAUCAUGUACGACAGAAGGGUGGUCCGGGGCAAUACUUACGCUCUGCAGACAAGCGUGCUGCCUGGGCAGCCUGAUCCAAUAGAGAUUCAGAGACAACAGCAGGCGAAGCGGAGGGCUCUGGCCAAAAAACGAGCCCAAGAACAGCUCAGACCACGAACACCCGAGCCUGUGGAAGGCAGAAAACACGUGGAUGUGCAGACAGAAAUAUACCUUGAAGAAAUUGCUGACCGCAUAAUAGAAGUCGAUAUGGAAUGCCAAACAGAUGCAUUUUUGGACAGACCAUCAACACCACUCUUUAUUCCUGCCAAAACUGGCAAAGAUGUGGCCACCCAAAUACUAGAAGGAGAGCUCUUUGACUUUGAUCUUGAAGUUAAACCAAUGUUAGAAGUUCUGGUGGGAAAGACCAUUGAGCAGUCCCUUUUGGAAGUCAUGGAGGAAGAAGAGUUGGCUAACCUGCGGGCCAGUCAGUGUGCAUAUGAAGAGUUACGCAACGUUGAACUUGCUGAAGUUCAGCGACUUGAAGAGCAAGAGAGACGACACAGAGAAGAAAAAGAGCGCCGGAAGCAGCAGCAGUGGGAGGUGGUGUGCCAGCACACCGAGACAGCUCAGAAAGUGGCGGCGCGCGCGUUCGCACAGCGGUACCUGUCCGACCUCCUCCCCUCGGUGUUCAGCAGCCUCCGUGACAGCGGCUACUUCUACGACCCCGUUGAAAGAGAUAUUGAAAUAGGAUUCCUUCCAUGGCUAAUGCAUGAAGUUGACAAAACCAUGGAAUACAGUAUGGUGGGAAGAACAGUGCUUGACAUGUUGAUUCGUGAGGUGGUUGAGAAGAGACUGGCCAUGUACGAGCAGAAGGAGAACCAGCCCCCCACCAGGAAGCCUGAGGACGAGCUCGGGGGGUCCGGGGGGGUCACAGAACCGCCGGCGGGCUAUGAACAAAGCCCAGCACAGCCACAGGGGCCACUUGUGGACAGAGACCCCCUUGAACGAAGACCAGAUGAUGGAAGGUAUACAGAGAACGUGGUAUCCCAAGAAAGGAAGCUUCUGGAAGAAGAGGAGUAUGAGCAAGCAAGAAUAAGGAGCACCUCGGGGAGAGAAGUGCUGCAACCAAGGGAGGACCUCGAGCCAUGAAACCAAUGGCCAGCCAGCACUGCGAGCAGUCACGUGCUGGUGCACAGGCCCCUCAGGUUACGGAAAUUAUGUGGCAUUUACUCAACGUGUCUUUUUGUCUAAUGGACUGGGCAAAUCAAAUAUGUUGAAAUAAUAAAACUAAUUUAAAAUGAAA